This is a messenger RNA of Plasmopara halstedii, 486 nucleotides long. RefSeq names its product retroelement pol polyprotein. NCBI's taxonomy places the organism in Eukaryota, Oomycota, Peronosporomycetes, Peronosporales, Peronosporaceae. Gene Ontology annotation, molecular function: aspartic-type endopeptidase activity. The coding region runs from base 1 to 486 and encodes 161 amino acids. The transcript is spliced from 2 exons. Gene Ontology annotation, biological process: proteolysis. The record is from RefSeq and is a predicted model, not a curated record.
AUGCGCAUGAAUGUGGCUCGAGUCAAAGAUUCCAACAACGAAAUGGUCAGUAAGUUACUGCGCGUAAAUGGCACUCUCAGCAACCAAGACGUGGUGGUUUUGAUCGACAGUGGUGCCGAUCAUAACAUCAUUCGACCGGGUCUGGUAAGAAACAAGAUAAAGGAAACCGAAGUGUCCCCCGAGCGUUUUGACGGCACAACUACGCCAGUUCGCAAAGUAUUCCGUUGCCAAGAAACGAUCAAGUUUGACAACAAAGUUGCCAAGAAUAAUAACAAGUUACAUAACAAGCAACAUAAACAAGAAAUAAACAAGACAAAAGACGUGGAGACAAUGGCACAAGAAGUAAAUCCGAUGGAGAUGAUGAUGCACAUGCUGCAAGAGCAACGGAACAUGAUACAACAACAGAUGCAAAUGCAGCAAGACAUGAUAUCAGCAAUUCGUCCGGCACCGCGUGACAGUAACAAUCCGCGUGGACUGCGUGCAUAA